Molecule: messenger RNA, 743 nt
Organism: Equus caballus (horse)
Lineage: Eukaryota; Metazoa; Chordata; Mammalia; Perissodactyla; Equidae
Gene: H2AC10
Product: H2A clustered histone 10
Biological process (GO): heterochromatin formation
Cellular component (GO): nucleosome; chromatin
Molecular function (GO): protein heterodimerization activity; DNA binding; structural constituent of chromatin
Source: RefSeq, a predicted model, not a curated record
CGCCAACUCUCAUUGGCUCUUCCGGUAGCUCCAGCUUAGCUAAUUUGACCCUUCAACUCUGCGCGCUCUAUGUAAAUUAGAAGGGGCGUUGUUUUAGACCUUCCUUUUGAUUGGCUGGAAUGUGUGUUCGGUCACUCGCAUAGGCUGUUUUACCAAACCGGCGCAGCGUAUAAUAGUGUAGCUUGUUGCGCUUUGUGAGCUACAAUUUUUGCGGUUCUUUUUCUGUUCUGUGUGUUUCAGUAUGUCUGGACGCGGAAAGCAGGGAGGUAAGGCUCGUGCCAAGGCCAAGACCCGCUCUUCUCGGGCCGGGCUGCAGUUCCCCGUGGGCCGAGUGCACCGCCUGCUCCGCAAGGGCAACUACUCCGAACGGGUGGGGGCCGGUGCUCCCGUUUACCUGGCGGCGGUGCUGGAGUACCUGACGGCCGAGAUCCUGGAGCUGGCGGGCAACGCGGCCCGCGACAACAAGAAGACGCGCAUCAUCCCGCGCCACCUGCAGCUGGCCAUCCGCAACGACGAGGAGCUCAACAAGCUGCUGGGCAAAGUGACUAUCGCGCAGGGUGGUGUGCUGCCCAACAUCCAGGCCGUGCUUCUGCCCAAGAAGACCGAGAGUCACCAUAAGGCCAAGGGGAAGUGAAUCAACUGAUAAUACCAAUUUGUGCAGUUACCACCACUUAUUUCAUCCAAAGGCUCUUUUCAGAGCCAUCCAUGUUUUCAUAUAAAGGCUUGUAACUGCGUGGUUUUGA